AUGUAUGGAACUGCCUCACUGUUGAUCACAGUCUGGUCUCUCCCUGCAGGUGGAAAGCUCCUUCAGCUGCUGUAUCUAGAGAUUUAUGCCGUCAGCAUUGAGAGCCUCAAUCAGGUGGUGAUUGAAGCGGACAGACAGACCUACUCUCUCAGUACGACGUCUGUUGAGGACAUCAAGGCUAUGGUCAGUCAUGUGACAGCUUCUCUGAAGAAGAUCAUCCCUGAUUCAUCUCCAGGGAAGAUCUUGAAGAAAAUCCCUCCAGAUCUGCAGGAGCGGAUGUGGAACCUGGCAACCCAGGUGGAGGAGCAGCUGACUGGAACACUGGGACCAUGUGGAGGCUUUUCAGAGACAAAUGCUGCUCUAUGUGACUUCAAUGAGUUCCCCUGCAGGGAGGUCCAAUAGGAUGUUGACAACAUUUACUAUGCCCAGAAUUGUUGGAAUCUCUCCUUAAAGCAAUGGUUCACCAAGAUCUCCAACAAAGACCUCAAACUGAGCUCAGAAGUCCAGGAGCAGGUUCUCUUCAUGAUCAACAGAUCCUCAACCCUGGAGGAGGUGUGUCUGGAAGGAGGUGGGCUCAAACUCCCUUCCUCUUGUUGGAAUGUUGCAUUGAAGAUGGGCUGUGGCCUGCGAGAUCAUACCUGCUCCGCCAUCCACACCAUCAACCUGUCAGCCAAUUAUAUAGAGGACAAAGGUGAGCCUUUUCCUAUCAUAAAUAACUUUUGGGGUUUGUCAAUGUCCAUUGCUGAGGUUCCCAAUUCCAACUUGCCUGGACUGGCUAGUGACUACUCAUCUGCGUUACCUGUGUUGCCUGUCGUCGGGUGUGAAAGCUCUCAGUCAGGAACCGGAGAAUCCAAUGGUCUCACCCAGCUGUCCGUCUCCAGGAUUGUUGUCUCUCCUAAACUCUUCUGUCUGCGUCACCCUUUUUGUUCAUUUUCCAUAAAGAAACUAUGUCUUUGGUUGGCUAAUCUGACUCAGGGGUUCUCUCAGAACAAGGCCUUCUCCAGCUCUCUGUGUCACCUGGACCUGUCAGGGAAUACAGGCAGUCUGGCUACAGAGGAAGCUGUAGCUUCUGCUCCAACCUGGCUCACCUCAACCUGUCCAGGGACCCCUUCUCCCCCUAGCUGUUUGUAUCUGUCAGGCUUCUGCUCCAACCUGGCUCACCUCAACCUGUCCAGGGACCCCUUCUCACACAGAUUGUUGUUGCAGGGCCUGGCCGGAAUAUUAUGUGUCCAGCUGAGGUCUGCUGGGGCCCAGGUGAUUCAGGAGCACAUCUUUGAAGCCAAGGCCAUCAAGAGUCUGGACCUCUCUGACAAUGGUUUUGAGAGUGACAUGGUAACCAUGGUGCUGUCCAUCGGACGCAGGCACUCCAUCCGCGAUCCGGCUUUGGGACUCAACUUUGCCAUGAAGUCGAGAGCUCUAAUAACAAACGACCUACAGCGUAUCGUCCAGCUCAUGCAGGAGGAAUGUAUCCAGGCCUGUCUUCUCAAGAACAACCAGACACGGUCAGGAGGCCCAGAUACUAAACCUGCAACAGGGCCUGAAAACUGUAUGCUCUCUGAACAUGUGGGUCUGGCUCGGUCAUUAGCCGGCCCAGGCCUUGCUGCAGGCAGCCCAGACUCUCUGUCCCAGGGUCACACACAGGUCAAGCUGGCUGACUAUGUGGCUAAGAUGUCCAGACAGAAAGACCUCUUCAUCUGGGACACCCUCAUACAGCACACAGGAGAGCUCAGUAUCAUUGAUGAGGUUCUGCAGGACUUGUUUGUGGCUCAGCGGCAAUUGUUAGUUGUCCUGUUUUUACAUGCAUUCUAUCACACACCCUGUGCCAGUGUACGUUGGUACCAUUCCCUCUCUCUCGUCUUUCUCCCCCUCUCUCUGUCUCUCUCUGCAGGUCUGCUAGAUGUAGACACGGAGCAGCAGGCGAAAGAGAGCAUUUAUUAUCAGCAGGAAGUAGGAGGGGAGGUCUCAGGGGUAGGAGGGAGUGGGUGGGCGCUCUCGUCGACAACGUUAUUGUCAGUCACAGUGGCAGGCCAGCUGAAACCUGAAGGCCCCUCCCUCACAGGGAGGGAGGCGGAUGCUGCCGCUGCUCUUGCUGCUGCCGCGGCACUUAGCGACAGUGAUUCCCGGCGCCCUGAGCCUGCACCUCCUCAGCCCCCUAUGGACCUGCCCAUCGAAGGCCACACACUGAGGCACUACACCCGCUCCAGGCCCAGACCCAACCGCCGGAACAGCAAGCCGCCCAGCAAGCCCCAGGAGCAGGCAGCUGAGCGUGAAGAGAAUGAAGCCAAUGAGACCAUGGGCAGGGUGGAUGAGGGAGUAGAGGAGUUCUUCACUAAGAAGAUCAUCCAUGAUGACCCGCUAAAAGCGCAGAGGGAGGAGGUCCCUUACAAAGCACAACCCACAGCGUCGACCUCCACCCCCCCUGCCCCUCCCAGCACGUCUGCCCUGGCCCCGCCCUCCUCUAUCACCUCCUCCUCCUCCUCCACCGUAACAACCUCCAACACUACUACCACAACCACCACCCCUUCCACCGCCCCCUCCAAAAACAUCAAGAAGAAGUUUGGGGACUUCUUCGCCUUCAAGAAAGUCCGUGCUGGCCGGGGGGCAAAGGGCGAGGGUGGGCCGGAGGGCAAGGUCAAAAAGACCUCCAUCGCAGAUCUAAUCAGACCGCUCAGGGAGGCAAAAGAGAGGGAGAGAGAGAAAGAGCGGGAGAGAGAAAAGGGGAAGUUAGAAGAAGAGAGUGGUACUAAGGCGACCGGUGUUAAUGAUUCUGAUGCUACCAAAACAGUAAGAGCAGCAGAGGACAACACCAUGGCCCCCGCCGCACCCUCUGAUGUCCCCAGCAUUCCCACAACCCUGCCCACCAGUGCCCCCGUCCAGGAGGAGGUGACAUCUGUGUCCCCCAGUGCUCUGACCCCAAGCCCCAUCAUCAGCCCUGUCGGCGGGUUCCUGGUGGAGAGGGAGAAGAGCCGGACCCUGGAAAAGAGCAAGACCCCAGAUGGAGAGAGGAGGCUGAAGGCCACACGGCGCUCGCUCAGGGAGGGCAAGUCCCAGUCCCUCAUCCUGCUGACAGGCCUGGAGGAUGGCGCUGCCGCACACGGAAAGAAACACGCAUCUGAAUGCACAUCCAGCUUUGAACAGCGCCUCCACGUCAUGCUCCACCGCAUGGGGGUGGCCAAGACACCUCCUGCAGACACAAAGACCAGCCAGAACAAAGAAGAGGAGCUGAGGAAAACCAACUCCGAAGGUGCAAUUCUUGACAAAAAACCUGAACCACCACCCACGUCCAUGAAGCCUCGCACUAUGUCCACAUCAGCUUCAGACACCAGGCGGCCAAUCAGAGCAGGCGUGGAGGCUCUCAGAACAGACAAGCCCCUCCUCCCAGGACGUCCCAUCGGCCCCCUCCCUCCCAAACCCACAGUGGCAGCCAAACCCCCUCUCCCAGCCCCCCAGCAGCACCCUGCUGCCGCUAGGACAUCCCCGGGGUUCCUACGGCAGCCCAACACAGCCACGGAGACCCAGACCCAGCCAGCAGAGCCAGAGCUGUCCCAGAGCCAGAGUGAGCCGCCCAGUCCUUCCUCCCGCAAGGAGACUCCCCCUGCCCCAUCGCCACACAGGGACCCCAGCUCUCUGGAGAGCAGGGAGCGCACUGAGAGAGCACAAUCAGUCACUGAAGAAAGCCUUCCUAAACCCCAGACCCGCAUGAAGCCCUCUCCCCAGCGGAGAGCUGUGUCCGUCUACGAGGACUCGCUCCUCCAGGAACAUGCUGCUCUGCUGGACCCCGAAGAGCUGAAGGCAGCGUUGCCAUGGUUGCAGAAGUCACCAGUCCAGAAACGGACCAACCUGGGGGAGCUCCCUACCUGUAGUGAGAUCCAGCUAGAGGGAGAGGAGGCAGGUGAAGCAGGGAAAGAGAGGACUGGAGAGGGUGAGGGGACAGACAGCCGGCCGGUAACAGAAGACAAGCCAGGGCCAAGCCCAGUGGGGGCCAGUCAGGUAGAGGGAAAGAGCACAGCAGAGAAGAGGGGUGAGAUGGUCUCACAGCAGCACACAGCGCAGGCAGAAACAUCAGACCAAAGAACUGAACCCCCCUUAAUGGAGAAACACAUGGACUGACCUGCGCAGAGUCUAUUUUCUAUCAUGUCUACCUUUGCCUUGCACGCCAGAUUAUGUAAAAAAAUAAACAAAUUAUGAACAAAAUGUUUUAAAGAGCGUAAAUCCAUACCUAUACUUGUUAAUAAUUAUUAAAAAGUAGAUUCUGAAGUGUCA
Messenger RNA from Salmo salar (Atlantic salmon), 4263 nucleotides. The record is from RefSeq and is a predicted model, not a curated record. Lineage: Eukaryota; Metazoa; Chordata; Actinopteri; Salmoniformes; Salmonidae.